Messenger RNA from Oncorhynchus gorbuscha (pink salmon), 4032 nucleotides. RefSeq names its product golgi reassembly stacking protein 1a (gene gorasp1a). Gene Ontology annotation, cellular component: Golgi apparatus. The transcript is spliced from 9 exons. Gene Ontology annotation, molecular function: protein binding. Gene Ontology annotation, biological process: Golgi organization. Bases 134 to 1585 code for a protein of 483 amino acids. Lineage: Eukaryota; Metazoa; Chordata; Actinopteri; Salmoniformes; Salmonidae. The record is from RefSeq and is a predicted model, not a curated record.
CUCGGUGUCACCAGUGUGCGACUCGUCUGGUCUGAUAUAGGAGACCGCCAAUGACAAGAUGGCCACGGAGCAUUAGAGGAAUCUGUCAACUCUUUCAGCUACAGUGAAAUAACAUUUAGUGCUUUCUAUAAUAAUGGGUUUAUCACAAAGCACCGGUGCGUCGGAAGGAGGAACAGAUGGAUACCACGUCCACGGGGUGCAGGAGAAUUCCCCUGCAGAGAAAGCUGGGCUGGAGCCGUUCUUUGACUUCAUCCUCUCUCUGGGAGACCACAGACUGAACCAGGAGAAUGACAUGCUGAAGGACCUUCUGAAGUCUAACGUGGAGAAGGCAGUGAUCAUGGAGGUGUACAGCACUAAGACCAUGAGGCUGAGGGAGGUGGAGGUGGUGCCCAGUAACAUGUGGGGAGGACAGGGCCUGCUGGGGGCGUCUGUCAGGUUCUGUAGCUACCAAGGAGCCAAUGAGAACGUCUGGCAUGUACUGGAUGUGGAUGUGAACUCACCAGCUGCGUUGGCCGGCCUUCAGGCCCACAGUGACUUCAUCGUUGGAGCAGACCAGGUGUUGCAGGAUUCGGAGGACUUCUUCUCGCUGAUCGAGGCCCACGAGGGGAAACCUCUGAAACUGCUGAUCUACAACACAGAGACAAACGCCUGCAGAGAGGUGGUGGUCACACCCAACGGGGCCUGGGGAGGAGAGGGGAGUUUGGGUUGCGGUAUCGGAUACGGCUACUUGCACAGGAUCCCAUCCAUGUUUCCCUCUGUCCCCGACGAGGGAUCCACGCCAGAGAUACACGCCAAUGGACACCAAGAGGCGUCUCUGAUGGUGGGUCAGUCCGGCCUGGGACAGGGAACAGAGAUGACAGACCAAGAUAACAGACUGGAACAGAUCACUCUGCAGAAAGAGGACAGUCAUCCACCUCUACAGGGAAUCAUGGAUCCAGGCUUCUCUGAGUCGGAGGUGGCUAUGAUGGCCCCUGACCCUUCAGAAGACAUGGCUGAUCGACUGGACCUGUCCGUCUCGUCCAUCGACAUGACUGGCACCUCUCUGGCCGUGCACGAGGAAAAGGACAGCAACAACAUCUCCGGCAUCGACGAGCUGGGUGACAGUGAGCUUCCUGAGACGCCACCAGAGAACUGGAUGGAGACUGAACAUCGGGAGUCUCUUAUCAUGUCCACCGAAUCACAAGACCAAGCGUCCGAAUCCGCUGGAUCCCCUGACACAGUUGUGGAGGCUCCAUUCGCCCCCCCUCCUGUCGUUGAGUCCCUCGCCCCUCUUGUUGAUGCUGAAGCUUCUCUCCCGGAGCCAGACAUCACCUAUUUCUCCCCCUCCCCUCCCCUGGACCUCCUGCCCCAGGACCAGCUCCUGCUUCAGUCCCAGGUCAGUGACAUCUCACUCACUCAGGACAACGUCACAUUGGAUGGAACACCACCAGAGCCAAUGGUAGAGCCUGACGUCAUCAGCUCACUGGAGCAACUCUCUGUGGAGCAGUCUGAAACCGCCGCGGCGGAACACCACCAUGACGACCACGAGUGUUGCCAUGACCACCACGAGCAUGAGGUCAGCAACCAGGAAGUGGAGGAAGGGUAGGUUUGUGUGUUUUCUUUCCGGGUCUGGUCACUGCCUGAAGAAACACUAGCAGAGAUACUGAGCAGUCAAACAACAUGGGAAAUGUUCAGGACACUGGUGAAAAGACCUGGGGUGACGUAUUGAGAUGCAACACUAAUAGAACCAGAUAGAAAUGUAAUGAAUUUAACUGACACGCUUCCCCAAUUUUAUAUGAUGACAAUGGAUGUCUGUUCUAUCUGAACGUGCUGAACAGGCCUCUGGUAUAUGAGUGAUGGCGAGCGUACAGUCUAUGGUCCAACAGAACGUUGUACAGUUUUUAUUUUUAUUUUUUUAAAUUUGAACGACUGUUUGGAUGGGUCACGAGAGAGAUCAUGGUAGAAAUGUAUAACAAUAGCUCUCUUGUAUUUUUGGGGUGUAGGAUCCUAUGUUACAAGUUCAGCUUAAUGUUCCGAUUAGCCGUAAGGUUUGCAAUGUUAUGAACAUUUUGUAGUUUGUUUUCGUGUAAAAAAAAAUAUAUAUUUUUUUUGGGGAUUAAAAAAAAAACAAAUCAAUUAAUGGAAUGGUGAAAGAUCCAAAGAUAAUACCACACACAGAUAAAUACAUUCAUUAUAUAUUGUUGAACUACUUUAUAGAAUUCACUACGACAAACCAGUGAUGUAUAAACUUAAAGCACCUUUUGAAUAUUUGAUUUGUGACGACGACAACUUUUUUUUCUUUUUUUUUUGGUCCUGUAAUUUGACUUCCUGUUGAAAUACACUACUUGACAUACAUUUACAUUACAUUUAAGUCAUUUAGCAGACGCUCUUAUCCAGAGCGACUUACAACAUACGAGUGGACCUCAUAGGCCUGGGUCUAAUACAUUCAAAUACUUGAGCCGCGCUUGAUUUAGUUUGCCAGUAGGCUUGCAUGGCCCUCCUUCCAAAUCCCGUCUCGUUGACUCGAACGUGAGAAGCCUGGGCUUCCGAGGUUAGUUUGCCAGGUACCAUGGAAAAGUCUCAAAAGUGCAAACUUCAAGUUAAAUUAAGCGCAUCUCAAAAAAAAAUUGGGACAUUUUGACCUACAUACUUGACCCAGGUUCAGUACCUGAACGGUACCAUUUAUAUAAUCAAUCGGGCACAGCUUUUUUUUGCUCUCAUCAUUUGGAAGUGUUCAAGGCGUCGUUGUAAAUAAGAAUUUGUUCCUAACUGACUUGCCUAGUUAAAUAAAGUUUUAAUAAAUAACCUUCACACUUCAGCAAACAAAAUGAUUAGAAACCAUGUGAAGGACUUACCAAGACAAACAGACUAGGGAGAAAGGAGUUGGAGUACUCUACACACAAGGCUGAAUUUGUAUUUUAAUUUAGGUCACUUUUAAUCCAUUGUACAGGAUGAGAACAGGUGACGUCUUCCUUGAUUACUGUUAUAGGAAUCCAUGUUUUUAAAUUACGUGAAACGGUCGUUGUUUUUAAUGCAUCAAAUAUAGAAAUUGUUGUUAGUUCUGUGUUCACAAAAAGAGACAUUUUUAAUGUGGGAUCAGGUUGUAGUUUUAGUUCUUUAAAAACUCAAGAAAGUUGAAUCGGUACUUAAGAGGUAGACCUGUUCUCAAGUUACAGUGCAUUUAUUUGUUAGACUAAUAUUUUCUGGAUUUCUGUAGCGUAAGGGCCAGAUUCAAUCCGAUCACGUUUGGUCGGCGAAGCACCUUUUUUAUAAAGUCAAUGUUCCUGUGUUCGCAGAGACCACAUUCACCAACGCUGCAUAUGUUGGCUCAAUAGUAAAUUUACCUUUGAAUGUAAAGCGUGCUAAAUCUCAAAUCUACCGAAUGAUCGGAUUGAAUCCCAGCCUUUGUUGCUGGGCAAUUUUAUUUGUCAUUUUAUGGGUUUCUGUACACCCUAGGUGAAAGGUCAUUAUUUUGUAAACAUACAGUAGGGAAAGUCUCAUUCCUCCAUGUUACCUCUUAUCUGUGUCAUUUUUGAUCUAUGCAAUUGUCAGCCAUGUUUGUAUUUUUUUUAAAUAAAGCUGUAGGCAACAUACUGUAGCCAUCAUGGAAGUCAUCUGUAAGCUGGAACCACAGACAAUACUGUAUCAGGGUUGAUCAUUUAAAUUCCAUUUAAAUUAGUCAGUUCAGGAAGUACACUGAAAUUUCCAAUUCUCUUAAAUACUUUCUGAAUUGACUUGACCACAACCCUGUGCAGUAGCUUCUGAUUUAAAUAGUGACACUACUGUUGUUAGUUUAAUAUAAAUGUUUUGAGCAAAUGCUUUUCUGUAAGAGAAGUUUCUUUUGAAGUUUCUUUUUUGAUUUAGGCUAGGCACUUAGUUGUGAGAAAUGAGGGGAGGGGAAAUAUUUUAUCAAUGGAUGGAGAGUUUAUUGUUAAUGAGUGCAAAUUAAAUUCUAAUUGUGAAAAAUUGAUUAUUAUUCUCUGUAAAGCUUCUGAUGCAAAAAUGGAGUCGCUUCUAGUCACUGGAACAAAAAAAAAUAAAAAUGGUCAAUUU